AGGCGCUACCACUGCGUUACGGAUCCACAGUUGAAUAUGUUCUCCAACUUCUUUUACUUACGUGAAUAAAAAAGGGCAAAAGAAGAAAAACCGGAUUAUUUGUUUGUCUACUCAACUCUCAAUCAGUUGUUCUUCUUCUCGUCUUCUUCAGUUUGGGUUUUUGCAGAGAGAGAAGAAUCGCAGCGUUUUACGGGAAUGAAAUUGAAGUACCCAAUCAACGUCCUCCAUUAAUGGCUUCUUCUUCACUUUGCACCAUUCAGCCCUUGAUUUGGACUUCUUCGAAGCUUCGGAUGACAACUUCGUACCUGGUGGUGCUCAGACCAGAAUUCGGCCUGUGUAAUGCUCCGUUCAAGUGGAUUCCGCCACAAUCACCGACUCUGAAGUUUGUAUUGAGAGCCGUUGACGCCUCCGCCAUCUCCGGCAGCGACCGGAGAGCCGCCCAAGAUGAUGACACGGCGAAGACCGAGACCACCAUUGCUGCUACAACUGUCAAAGACCCACAUGGGAAAUCACAAGCAACUGUCGGCGUCUUCCCUCUCGUUGUUUUCGCGAUGAAACGACAAGAGGGAUCAAGUUUUGCGAUUGGGAUUGUAAUUGCUGCUACGUUUUUUGUUUUGGCUGUGAGAAUCUAUCUGGGUAGGAAGGCAAGGGCCAGCCGUCCUCCUGGCUCUGUUGCUGAUCUUGUUAGACGUGGUCAGCUGAGGUCUGAUAGAAGAGGCAUAACAAGGCCUCUUAAAUAUGAUGAUCCAUUUAACAAUCCAUUAGUGAAAGUGGGUAAGAGCAAUUCAACCGUAGAGAUGUGUGGAAAGGUUUAUCGCUUGGCCCCAGUUACCCUUACAGAAGAGCAACAAGCUAUUCAUCAGAAAAGGAGGUCCCGAGCAUACCAGUGGAAGAGACCAACUGUAUUUCUUAAGGAAGGGGAUUCUAUACCUCCUGACGUUGACCCUGAUACAGUUAGGUGGAUUCCCGCAAACCAUCCUUUUGCAACCACUGCCAGUGACAUUGAUGAAGAUUUGGCACAAAAUAACGUGCGUCAAAAACACGGUGUUCCAUUUCGUAUUCAAGCUGAGCAUGAGGCACUGCAGAGAAAGCUUGAAGCGCUGCAGGGUGAGCAAAAGCUGAACAAAUUAGUUAUAGACUCUAGCAACGCAAAAGAUUUUGAGCGAGCAUUCAAGUCACAUCCAAAGUCGCCCGAACGUGGGGAAGAAAGUUUAUUGAAUGAACAUGUGGCUAACUCCAAGGCUCCCUUGCCAGAAUGGCCACCAAAUUCAUCUGGAAGUACAUUAUCUUCGGAGGAAAGGCAAAAACCCUAAAAUCUACCAUUUUCUUUUUGCAAUUAAUCACUUUGCCAAAUUUCUGUACACCGAUCUAUGGAGUUCUGCUUUUUACAAGACAGCAGAUAUCCUGUAGAACAAAAAAUGUCGAAGACCAGACUGUAAAUAGGAUGGCUUAGUUAAAGAUGGGAUUGAGUACAUUAUGGUUGCAAGUUUUUGUACCUCUGAAGCAUAAAACAAUGUUCCACACCA
Messenger RNA from Morus notabilis, 1526 nucleotides. RefSeq names its product protein MULTIPLE CHLOROPLAST DIVISION SITE 1. Gene Ontology annotation, biological process: chloroplast fission. Bases 231 to 1313 code for a protein of 360 amino acids. Gene Ontology annotation, cellular component: chloroplast inner membrane; chloroplast. Lineage: Eukaryota; Viridiplantae; Streptophyta; Magnoliopsida; Rosales; Moraceae. The transcript is spliced from 5 exons. The record is from RefSeq and is a predicted model, not a curated record.